Messenger RNA from Capsella rubella, 1271 nucleotides. RefSeq names its product protein LAZY 1. The record is from RefSeq and is a predicted model, not a curated record. NCBI's taxonomy places the organism in Eukaryota, Viridiplantae, Streptophyta, Magnoliopsida, Brassicales, Brassicaceae. The transcript has 5 exons. Gene Ontology annotation, biological process: gravitropism; regulation of auxin polar transport. Bases 1 to 912 code for a protein of 303 amino acids.
AUGAAGCUCUCCCUAUAUCUCUAUAUCUUGCAGCUGCUAAGUUGGAUGCGAACUAUAAAGCAAAAUGGCUUAGACCCAUCAAAAGAGCUCAAAGGUGGUUUCGGUUGUCUAAGAGCUAAGGUCUUCUCUGACGUCCAAGACAUCCGCACAAACUCCUUCUCCUUCUCCGGAUCAUCUCAUCACAAGAAUCCACCCAAAGUUGAACAGGAACUUCGGUUUGAUGAAGACGGUUUCUGCGGAUUUCUUGCCAUUGGGACGCUUGGUACAGACCCUGAGACACCAAAGUUCUCAGCUAUGGUUGCAGAAGAAGAUGUAACUCGAGAAAGAAUGGAGAUGGCCAAGCUCGUUACUGAGAAACUAGAUAAGUUUCUAAAGGAAAAACCUGAGGACACAACCAGUAAGCGGGUCGAAAGAUCGAAUGCAAAAGAAGAUAAAGAGUCCUAUGCAUGUCCUCUACACGAUUAUGAUCACUUUGGAACGUCCAUUGAGCUUAAGAAGAGAAACAAUGGAAGAGUAAAGAAGAAAAAGAGUUUACUUACGAGCCUAUUCAAGAGGAGACAAUCAGAACAAGGAGAGCCUUACAUAGAGAAACACAACACAAGCGAUGUGAUUAAAAAUGUAUUUGAAAAGCUUCAUGGAGCUUCUACAAAGAUUAGAAAUGAUGAUGAAGAUUUUAUGCCCAAGAAGAAAGAUCUUAGAAAGAGUGCUCAAACAUGUCGACGUAAAGUCCAUCCUGUUCUCUACACACCUAUAAGAGACGAUAACAAGAUAGAUGACAGAAGAAAAGUGGAUCUCAAGGUCCCUAGUCUUCUUACUGGAGGGUUUCUUGGUGCAAGUUCCAUCUCGGAUACGAACAGGAAGAGAGAAAACUGGAUCAAGACCGACACAGAGUAUCUUGUUCUGGAGCUGUGAAGAUAAAUAAAUACUCACUUCAAGAAACCUCCAUUGAGGUUCCAAGCAAAGCUCUCUCCUAUCAAAUCCACAUAUAUAAUAUAGUACAAAAAAUCACUAUCUAUUAAUGUGUAAUCAAAAUGGGUUAUUUAGUCUUAGUUUAAGGCAAUGUGCUCAUGUAUGAAACUCUUGUAUCCCAAUUUAAACAGUAUUCAAAGUAGCACCUAUACCUGAUUUGGCCACAGGUUUAACUGCUCAUAAACUAUCACCAAUAUCUCUUAUCCAAACCAAUCAUUGAUAAAUCUAUAUUGUCUGCCCGGUACAGCAAGAUUUGACCCUCUUUGCCUCUUGAGCUCGAAUGCAACACCAUUAGUGCAAGC